UUUCUACUCAGGUAACGCGUUUGGGUCUUUCUCCUUGCGAAUUGAACUCACAGUUACCAUGAAAUGCCAUCUCUGUCAAACAGACAAGUUGUCUGAAGAGUUCCCACAUGAGCAUCUCACGGAAGAGUGUACUGAACACCCAUUACUGCAUUGUCUUAGAGUAAGUAUAUACGAAUAUUCUACAUCCUAUAGGCCACACACAUCGUGUUUAUAUUACAGACUUCAGUACUGCAUGAAGAACCGUUUGACUAUGAGAUCUCGCAUUGUAGAAAAUUAAAGUAGAAGAUGAGAUUGUAUUAUUCGUGCAAAUGAUGGAGAUUUCUUUAAAUAUAUGUGCAUGAUAGGUAAAUUCAGGUCAGAUAGCUGCGGUGUGAAGGAUAUACAAUGACCUGAAAAAUAUAAACAGAAUUUGGACGUUUUGAGCAGAGGCCCUUCGGCUUCGUCUUCAGUUCACACCGUAGCUAUAUCGGUUAUCGUAUCUACCGACCGAUAUAGAGAAGGUCCAACCUCACAUAUAUAUAAGCAGCAUAUACUGAGUAUCGUGUUGCACAUGCGGCAGAUGGUGACCAACCAAUUUUUUCGUCAUAAUUACACAUUAUGAAACCCACCAAUUUAAGAAAAGCACUAAUUAACUCGACUGUAUUUAAUUUCCUCAUUCAUUAUUGAUGUUGUGAUUUGUUUUUCUUGGAGUGUGUAACAGCGUCAGUGAGAGAUUACCGUAAGUGUUCCCAAUGUGAUGUCCAAGUUACAGAAGACAACAAGCAGUAUAAGCAAUAUGUCCAGACUUUGGAGUUCCUUUUCCCCACAGUUGCUGUUGGUGAAGUAAAUACAACCGGUCAAUGCCUUAGUCCAACUGACGAGUCGACAUCACAUAUUGUUAUAACCACUCUUUCUGGAGAAUGUAUUUCUAUUGUUUAUAACCUUGAUCAAACCAUUAUCGACGUGAAAGAUAUUGUUGAGAAAAAAUUAAAGACGCCUUGUAAAAAGCAAUGCCUGUUGUACAACGACACUGAGUUGGAGGUAUCAAUAUCUUUGAAGUUAGCCUUGCGUUUUAUUUUAAUUAAUCCAAACCGUCCUAUAUUUGUUGGUACUGUAUAUGGCCCAUGUUAUACUCUGACAGCUCUAUCUUUAAAUAACAUACUCCUUAUAAUGAAGGAAUGGGGAUGAAAAUUAUCGGGCAGAGAAGCAUGCGAGCCAUCAGUCACAAUUUCCCUGCGACGACUGUUUAAGCAACCUGGCUCUAUAUCAGAAAUCGCUUGUAGGUUACAUUUGUUUUUACCGAAAUCAGCAUAUACAUUUUUUCAGGAACGAGAUCAGGAUGACGAAGUUCUCAAGUUGAAAGACUACCAUGUUCAGCCCAACAGCAAUAUAUACCUACUUGUCUUAUUGUAUGAAGUACCAGAUGAUUAUGAUGAUGUCAUUUUUGAUCUCUUCUGGGGAUACCCACAAAGCGGAAAAGACUUCCUAGACGCUUCUGUAUUACUUUACAGUGGCUCGGAAUUUGUUGAAGUAGUUGACUUUAGGUGCACAUUAAGUCAAUCGGGUGCGGCAAUCAGCCACACACAAUUGAGGCCGGCAGUCGUACAUUCUGGGGAUGUAAUGGAUGAGGACAAUCAAUUGGGUCAUCACACCAUAAAAGUGUCAAUCAAAUCAAUCCCAGAUAAUAUUAGCACGCUUGUGUUCGCAUUGAGUGCUUGGAAUGCCCCAAAUAUCUCAAAAUAUCCCAAUCCAAGUCUUAAAUUUUUCGAUGCAAGAUGUCCGAACAGACAACUGUGUGACGACAGGAUGGAGGAUGUUGCGUAUUCUCAAGCCAUUAUUAUGUGUUUUUUAACCAAAAGAGGUGGUAAAUGGCGUGUAGUCAGCGUAAAACGUCCGUCUGCUGGCAACGCUAAGGACUAUGAACUGUUGCAAAAAACUAUUGUUGAUCUUAUCUCGAAAACGGUUUGAAGUUGUAGCUUGUCAUCAAAUUAGUGUGAUAUUACGUAUGCUCACAGGUUUGCACCAAAUUUAGAUUUGAACUAUACUAUUUUGCAAAUCCUCUAUUACAAUUAUGCACUCUUUUUGGAAUAAUACUAUAUCUUCUGAAAUUAUCAGCUGGCAAAGAAUAGUGUAGCUUUUUAUUUAAACGACAUACUGUUGGAAACGAACGUUGCACCUUGUCUAAAGCUUAAUUUUAGAAUAGUGAGAGAUUAGAGAAUAGUGUAGACAUUUGAGAAUAGUGUAGACGUUUUUGUAUGUGUGUCAGUGUGCGAAUUUGACUUUACAUUUCCAACAACCGCUGAAUAUUUGAAUAAAAAUUUGACUUUCUAAUUCUACAUUUCGCUAAUUAUUUAGUUAUUGACAUUGGUUAUUGGGC
Paramuricea clavata is the source of this 2356-nucleotide messenger RNA. Lineage: Eukaryota; Metazoa; Cnidaria; Anthozoa; Malacalcyonacea; Plexauridae. The record is from the annotation of a GenBank genome assembly.